CUCCAUCACCACAAAGAUCUCGCCAGAUCUUCACCUCAUACUCACCAGUACUACCACGGCCAUCAACAUGAACGCGAACACCGCCCGCCAGGCGCUCCGCAGCGUCGCACGCGCAAGCGGCGCCAGCACCGAGCGCACGCUCCUCGCCCGCGCCCCCGCCGCCCAGCGCGCCAUGUCCACGCUGCUCGCCAACCGCAGCAGCUGCUCCAAACACGCUGCUGCUGCCGUCCCCGCUGCGUCUGCCGCUAAACAGCAGCUGCGCGGAUACCGCAUGCUAAAGUUCGCUGACACCGAGGAGAAGGUGUACGAGCGCUCCGACUGGCCUGUCGAAAGGCUGCAGCAGUACUUUAAGGACGACACCUUCUGCGUCCUCGGCUACGGCUCCCAGGGGUAUGCUCAGUCUCUCAACAUGCGUGACCAAGGAAUGAACGUCAUUGUUGGCGUGCGCAAGGACGGUGCAUCAUGGAAGGAGGCGCAAGAGGACGGCUUUGUGCCAGGCGAGACACUGUUCCCCGUCGAGGAAGCGAUCGAGCGCGGUACGAUCAUCAUGAACCUGCUUUCUGACGCAGCGCAGGCGUCGACAUGGCCGACAAUCUCGAAGCUGAUCAAGCCAGGCAAGACGCUGUACUUUUCGCAUGGCUUUAGCGUCGUCUUCAAGGAGGACACGAACAUCGUGCCACCCAAGGACGUGGACGUGAUCCUGUGCGCGCCCAAGGGCUCGGGCCGCACGGUCCGCUCGCUAUUCAAGGAGGGCAAGGGCAUCAAUUCAUCCGUCGCCGUCUUCCAGGACGUCACGGGCAAGGCGCUGGAGAAGGCUGUUGCGACAGGCAUUGCCGUCGGUAGCGGGUACAUCUACGAGACGACGUUCGAGAAGGAGGUCUACUCGGAUCUGUACGGCGAGCGCGGCUGCCUCAUGGGCGGCAUCCAGGGCAUGUUCAAGGCGCAGUACGACGUCCUUCGUGCCAACGGUCACUCGCCCUCGGAGGCGUUCAACGAGACGUGCGAGGAGGCGCUAAUGUCGCUCUUCCCUCUCGUCGGCGAGCAUGGGAUGGACUACAUGUACAAGGCCUGCUCCACCACCGCCCGCCGAGGCGCGCUCGACUGGGCUCCCGAGUUCGAGAAGGCGUGCAAGCCCGUAUUUGAGCGGCUCUACGCCAGCGUCAAGGACGGUAGCGAGACCAGGCGCGCGCUCGAGUUCGGCAACCGCCCCACUUACAGGCAGGACUACGACAAGGAGACUGACGCCAUCGCCGACCAGGAGAUGUGGCGCGUGGGACACACUGUCCGCGCUCUGCGACCGGACCGCCAGAGCCGCUAAACCAGACGCAGUCCGUGUCCUCGCUAUAUCGACGAGGUAUGCAGCAAAAAGGGGUGCAGGUGGCGCCUUGGCUCUGCUCCCAUCAUUCUUUCUCGAUCCUGGUUUUUGACAUUGUAUAGAGAGAGAACGAGGUAUGAGGUUGGGAUUUAGUAAGCUACAUAUGUAUAUACAUACGGUACAUGCAUGCACGCUACGACCGAAAAGUGAGCCAACGGACAACUCACAGUCGCUCAAUGGUCCAAGCCU
Tilletiaria anomala UBC 951 is the source of this 1564-nucleotide messenger RNA. Its product is annotated as ketol-acid reductoisomerase. The coding region runs from base 68 to 1318 and encodes 416 amino acids. The transcript has 3 exons. Gene Ontology annotation, molecular function: ketol-acid reductoisomerase activity. Gene Ontology annotation, cellular component: mitochondrion. Lineage: Eukaryota; Fungi; Basidiomycota; Exobasidiomycetes; Georgefischeriales; Tilletiariaceae. The record is from RefSeq and is a predicted model, not a curated record. Gene Ontology annotation, biological process: L-valine biosynthetic process.